AUGGAGAAAAAGGCAUUUGAGACUUUCUUUACCCAGGGAAGAAGCCACUUGGGCUGGGCGCUGGCAGCAGCCAAGGUGAGCUGUGACCUGGAGCAGGUCAAUGAAAACCAACAGAAUAAUUGCAGUACUUCUCCAAUGAAGAUGGACUCAAGAAAUAUUUCAGAGAGUAUACCUAGCACCCAGGCUGAAGGACCCAAAGACCAAACUGUGUCCCAGAACAAGGUAAUUUAUGUUCAUUUUGCUGUAAACAGUAGAACACACAAAAAUAGGCCAUACGAGGUCAGUUCUAAAGAUGGCGAGACCUUGUAUAUGGCACUCCAGAAACUCAAGGCUGUCACAGACGAGAUAAAAACUCAUUCAGGCCAAGAAAUGCUGGUAUGUGGCACAGAAGGGAUUGAAGGAUACUUAAACCUUAGCAUGCCCAUCAGGUGUUUUCCCAAAAGCUGCCAUGUGAAAAUUGACUUUGCUAAAAGUCAAAGUCAGCAGACAGAAGAGAAUCAGGAAGAAGAUCAAGAAGAGAACCAGGAAGAGAAUCAGGAAGAGAACCAGGAAGAGAACCAGGAAGAGAACCAGGAAGAGAAGUGUGUUGUUGGCCAGCAUAACAAUGCAUCUACUGACUGUGUCAAAUUUUAUAUUCAUGCAGUUGGGAAGACUAAGAGAAAGAUUGUCAAAUGCGGGAUGCUUCGCAAAGAAGGGAACCGCCUCUGUGUCUAUGCUUUUAAAGGAAAAAGCAUUAAGAGUGCUCUGUGUGAGGAUGGCAGAUUUCUUUCCAUCCUGAAGAAUGAUAAUUGGAAACUCAUUGAAAAACUGAACGUAGUUUUAGAAAGCUCACGAUUGGUUGAUGACUUAGAGGGCAAGUCCUUUCAGGUUGAGUUUGACAGAAAAGUGGGCACUGGGGCAGAUGCCACUCGGAAUUCUGAGUCACAGAAAAUAAACCCCCGUGUGUUGAAAGAAACAAUUGCAGACCGGUACCCUAGUUUGAAAAAAGAACGUGAUAAAAUUAGAGAAAGCUUUAAGAAAUCUAUGGAAAGAGGAAAGGGGAAAAAAUUAUUUGAAUCACAUAAAACAGACUUUGGGAACCUGACCAAAAACUCUACUUUGGUUAGAGUACACAGACUUCUUUGUCAUCGCAGUGAGUCGGUUGGGUACCUCUCAUGGGACAACAGAGGAGAAAAGGGUUCAGCCACUUGCUUUGUCUUUAGAGAGUUGUACAUUUUCACUUGUCUGCAUGUAAUAAAUGAAAUUGUGAGAGAAGAAAUAGACGAAACUAAGUGGGAAAACAUAAUUAGUCAAUGUGUAAGGGUGACUUUUGUUUAUGAAAAGGCUGGAGAAGAAAAACAGAAGUCCUUUUGCAUUGAACCUUGGUUUGAGAUAUUUGAUGCAAAUCUUGAUUAUGUUGUUCUGAAACUGAAGACAAAUGGACAACAGGUACCUGUGGGAUUAUAUAAUGAAAUAGCGCAAAGUGAUCCUGAACCACCUAAGGGGUUGGUAUACAUGAUUGGCCAUCCUGACGGAGAGGCAAAAACUACGGAUGCUUGUGCUGUGAUCUCUCAUGGUCGGCAAGAAGAGGAUCAGGAACAACCUCCGGCUGGAGAAGCAGAGGGUCGUGGUUAUGACAUGCGGUAUAUCCAUAUGCACACUCAGAAAAGUUUCCAGGAGAUAGUUCCCAACCCUGAGGGAGUUACCAGUAACACCUCUUUUUACGUUGGGUCUUCGGGCUCCCCAGUGUUUGAUUCGGAGGUUUCAUUGGUGGCCAUGCUCACUGCUGGCUUUUCUUAUGAGUACCAGAAGGGGACUUCCAGCAUCAUUGAAUUUGGCUCUACCCUGAAAUCUAUCCUCUCUCAUAUUAAACAAAAUCAUGGAAGGUGGUAUGAAACACUAUCUGUAAAUCCAUAGGAAGUAGAAAUUGUGAGUGUUUAGAAUGGAGAAGAGAGAGAAUUCAGUCUAUUUACCAGCUUUAAAGGUAUUGCCCAUGGAAUUAUUAUUCCAUGGGCAAUGAUGAUAGCUUUCUAAAUUCCAAAAUGGUCAAUCUCAUAAAUAAUAAUAAUAAUUAAUAUUAUGGACCACUUCCUAUGUUCUGAGUAUUUUUCUAAGCACAGGAAGAAACUAGUUUUAACAACUUUAUGAGGUGAGUUAGUAUCCCUGUUUUAAUGUCAAGCAAUGUAAAGAAAGAUAAGAUUAAUAAUCAGUUUUAUGACAAUAAGAAUAAUGUAACCAUUGUUUUUUUUUUUUUUUCCGUCUUCUUUAUCUCCCCCAAGUUCAGUUACUUAAGCAUGAUCCAAGACUUGUUCAACUCAUUAUCUACAAUGUCUGGUACAUGGAAAGUAAGUGCUUAGAAAAUGUGUGGGUUCAUCAAUAGCAAAACUUAGAGCUAGAGUUAAUCUUAACCAAGUAUCUAAAUGCUCAGUUAGAAAUUAUCUCAAAUAAAAUUCUUUAGAAUUUCCAAAAUCCUCCUAUUACUAAAACUGUUGGUAUAUGUGCGUCCCCAAAUUCAGAGCUAAAGUAGUAUUUAUCAGGUUUCGGUACUAUAAAGUUACUCUUUUCCCCAUCCUUUCUACAGGGUACUCUUUGCAGUAAUUCAUUUUGCAUAACCCACGGGUAAGGAGUGGGGAGUUAUGCUCCCCUUCCUUAUAUGAAUACUCUUGGAGUACUUACAUAAUUUACUUUGGAAUCAUUCUACAUGGAGACAUUCUAGCCCACAUAGAAGUCUUUACUAAAUAUACCCAACAAGACUUAAAUGAUGACAAAGCCUGUCUUUGCUGCACGUGGAAAUGUCUCUGAUGAGAAAAGCUCCAAAAUGGGAUGGCUUUGGACAUUACUGCUGCCUCACAAGGAAGUAUCUUUGCUGUUACCCAAGCAGAUUGUUGUGUUUUCAUACCUGAUGGGUCUACGAAUGGGUCGUCUUUAUUAAAUCACAGGAGGACACAAGUGAAUAUCCUGAAUGAUCCCACCCUCAGCCUAGGGGACUUAAUCAAUGAUUCAGCUCAUGGUGCUCUUGGUGGAGAAAAUUGUUACCUGUCUGGGGAAUCAUCUUAAUCUGUGUGUUCUCUUGCACAUGCCUAUAUUGUUGCUGUGAUAUCUGCCUCCGGUACAGCCAGAGAGCCAUCCGACGAGCCCCCUCAAAACUGGUGACAUCUCUUGUUGACCACUCAGGGCAUAUUGCGGAAGAGGAGGGCGUGUGAGAUUGUAAGAGCUGGUCACAAGGGGUGCAGUGUUGGAGGAGGUCAUCAAGAGGACGGACCACCCACUGACCCUUGAGUUGGACCCUUCUGUCCUUGGAAUGUACACAUUACCUACUGUUCCCAUGGUGAGAGCUGUUCCUUCACUUUAAAAUGCCAUGCAAUACCUUGAAAAUACUUUAUCUUUAAAAUACUAUAGGAUAUCACUUAUAUGUGGAAGCUGAAUAAUAACACAAAUGAAUCUAUGUACAUGAUAGACUCACAGACAUAGAAAACAAACUGUGGUUACUAAAGGGGAAAGGGAGGAAGGGAGGGACAAAUUGGGAGAUUAACAGAUACAAAUCGCUAUACAUAAAACAGAUAAGCAACAAGGAUUUACUAGCUAGCACAGGGAAUUAUAUUCACUGUCUUGUAUGAACCUAUAAUGGAAAAUUAUCUGAAAAAAAUAGCUGAACAACUUUGCCGUACACCUGAAACUAACAGUUUGUAAAUCAACUAUAUUUCAAUUAAAAAAUAGAUUCUGGUGGGAGGGUGGAGAGAUCUCUCUUGUGAUCACUCCAGACAUAGGUGUAAAUUCCCAUGCUUAUUAAACCCACCACUUUGGAAUGACUGGCGUCUUUCUUCAGUCUCCCCCCUGCCCUUCGGGGACAGGGGGCAGUUUUCAAUAUAUAACAGCCUUUGCCUCAACCACUUUAGAAGGACUAGAUGUUUGCUACCCUACUCUCCUGUCUCCUACUCACUCAUAAUUUGGGAUGGAGGACAGCCCUGCCAAACCUGGCAUAUUGCUCCUCACCCCACCUUCUAGGAUCUGUUAGUGAUUCUGUUUCCUUCAUAUGGCUAUAUUGAAACUAAUGCCUUUGAUCCCAAAAAUCCCAUGGGCUUCACUUCCCUUCCCCGCAGUGGGAGCUGGAUGCUGAGGAGGCUACCUGCUGACCCUGUAUGGCUGGUUUGUGCCCCUCAUUCAGCAGGUCAUCACAUGCCUCUUCUCGAUUCUACCAGCUCCAGCUUCCCAACACACUUAGAAAUACACGAUUAAAUUUCCUCUGUGUGUUUUCAUGGUUAGCUAGCUCAUUACCUUUUAUCACUGAGUAAUAGCCCAUUGUAUGGAUAUACCACCUUUGUUUACUUAUUUGCCAUUUGAAAGAUAUCUUUAAGGAAGUUCCAAGUGGCUCAGUGGUAAGAGCCCAACUAGUAUCCAUGAGGAUGUGGGUUCGAUCCCUGGCUUUGCUCAGUGGGUUAAGGAACUGGCAUGGCUGUAAGCUGUGAUAUAAGUAGCAGAGGUGGCUCGGAUCCUGCAUUGCUUUGGCUACUGCAUACGGCGCAGAUCCAGCUCCGAUUUGACCCCUAGCCUGGGAUCUUCCAUAUGCUGCAGGUGUGGCCCUAGAAAGCAACCAACCAACCAAACAAACAAACAAACAAACAAAAAAAAAAAAAAAGGAAGGAAGGAUUUGUGACUUCACAGAUUUCAAUGUCACAUUUAGGGUUACCAGGGGUCAACUGUGUGGGAGGGUAGAAGGGAUAAACUAGGAGGGUAGGAUUGUCACAUAUACACUACUAUACCUGGAAUAGAUAAUUAACGAGUUACUGUAUGGCACAGGGAGGUCUGCUCAAUGGUCUGUAAUAACAUAUGGGAAAAAAGAGUGGAUAUAUGUAUAUGCAUAGCUGAUUCACUUUGCUGCAAUCCUAAAGCUAAUACAACAUUACAAAUGAACUAUACUUCAAUAAAAUUUUUUUAAAAAGAU
This is a messenger RNA of Sus scrofa (pig), 4921 nucleotides long. RefSeq names its product FAM111 trypsin like peptidase A (gene FAM111A). NCBI's taxonomy places the organism in Eukaryota, Metazoa, Chordata, Mammalia, Artiodactyla, Suidae. The record is from RefSeq and is a predicted model, not a curated record. Gene Ontology annotation, cellular component: chromatin; nucleus. Gene Ontology annotation, biological process: DNA replication.